AACCCCACUCUGCUCUGCCUUCGUCCUCCUCCGCUCCUUUGCCUUUCCCCCGCCCUCCUCUUCUUCCUCUCGUGACUCUCGCCACUCCCUUCCUUCCCCAUGCCUGCAAUCUAACGCAUCACUGCCAUCUCCACCACCACGCCACUUGCACUGGAACCCGCCCCUUCCCUCGCCUUCCGUUUCUCUGCCUGCCUGCCUGCCUCCCUCCCUCCCAGUCAUGGAAUAGAUCCCCAGGCUGCCUUUCUCAUAGCAGAAGCCUUGUUCUUUGCGUGGUGGAUGUGUGGCAUAUACGCAGGCUUAUUUCGACAAGAGUUACAAAGGAGAUACCACCUCCAGAACUGUGAACCGUGUACCGUCCAUUGCUGUUUGCACUGGUAUGCACUAUGUCAGGAGCAUCGCGAGAUGCAGGGACGUUUAUCGGACAACGUGGUGAUGCCCAUGACUGUUAUCAAUCCUCCGCCUUAGCAACAGAUUAAUUUUGAAGAAUCCGCAACAGCAAGCGACUCGAAGCCUGCCCAGAUACAAGAUACAGGCUUCAUAACGAUCUAUAUUCUGAGCUGGUGAUAUUGAAUCUUAAUCCUUUAUGAGGUAGGAGCUCAAUUCAACAAGAGUUGCUUAUCGUGCUUGAUAUCCAAUUCAACUGGUGCACCUUCCUCCCCAUAUUGAUCGAAACAACUAUGUAGUUUGUUUGGAAUAAUACGAGAAAAUCAACUUAGGUAAUGGUUAAACCAUUUACAUCCUGAAAUUUUAAGCCUUAUAGGUCUCAUAAUUCAUUGGGUUGAAAAAUAGUGUUUGAAUGGCUUUUUAAUUACCUCAAUCCCUCGUGCAUUCUCUUCAAGUACUCUUUAUAAGUUGGGUAAAAUGACAACAAGCAACUAGUAAGAAACUCACCAUUUGCAUUUGGAAUGGGUACGCCAACUUGGGUGAGUGAUGUAGUGACAUGAUGGGAGUGAAUUACGGGUUUUCUUCUUUGUGUACGAUUUCUUCUUAAGCUCCUUGGUUAUAUUUGCUAAAAUACUUAGGAUAUGCAUUUAGGAAUAGGAAUGCAUAUCCUAAAUGCAUCCAACAAUCAGGAUAAAAACAUUACUUUGAAUUUUUCAUCUCCAAUGCUUCUACAUUCCUAUUGAAUUCUUAUUAUCUAUUCUUCCUUGUGAAAAUGUUGAUAUUGUUGUGGUGGCUUUGUCUAUUGGAGUUUUUUGUUUAUUAUUUGUGUUAUUGACAAUACAUUGCCUCUCAAAAGUGCUUGAACUAUGUGUUAUUGACUAUUACAUUUAAUUUUCUUUAUUUUGUGUAGGAUUAGUGGUGUUACUUUACAAGAACCAUUUGGACUUAAAUAUAUUUACUUAAGCAAGUGAACAUAUAUAUCAACAUUUUCAAUAUUGUGAGGACGAGCCAUUAGGAUUAUUUAAGAUUGAUGGUUUAGCUUUAAAAACAUAAAUUCAAUUUGUAGGAUAGAAAAUUGUAUGGAUUGUGGGAUAAUAUGGUUGAAAGAGUGUUUGAUGAAUACUUUUGAAAUACCAAACAUAUCUAAUAUGUAAGUUUCAACAAGUGAUGAGAAGGUGAAAUUGGAUUUGAUUUUCAUUAAUUCAUCAUGGAAUAUCUUUUGGAAUUAUUCAAGCAUUAUAUAAUCAUGAUUUGGAGCUUUUUACAUGGUUUUUUCAUGACAAGAUUUUCAAGUACCAUGGAAAAAUAUGACAAAAUAUCAAGUUUGCAAGGUAUUUUUGGAGAUACUUGGAAAGGAUCUAAAGUUUAUAUUGGAGCAUUUGAGGUUUUAUUAAACAAAAAUAACUUAUUGAAUAAAAACCAAUGUGUACAUUUGUGUAAGAAAAUUGAACAUGUUACUAAGGUUUGUGACCACCUAAUGACUUGCACCAAUGAUGCUUUGGAGUUUAGGCUUUUAAUAAGUGAGUUGUUUUUUAUAUUAAAUAAAUCUUAUUUUCUAAUAGAAAAUUGUGGUAAACCAAAUUGGUGUAAAGAAGCUAUCGUUCAAUUAAAUAACAAAGAGACUUUUAGAGAAUUACUUUUGGAUUUGAAAUGUUGUUGUGAUAUAGCAAGUGAUAUACUUUUAAAGAAUUAUUCUAAAAAACUUGAAGACGUCUCAUUUGCUACUUUUAAUGUUGCAACAUAUGAUGAAGUACAAGAUGAUGUUAAAGUUGUAUAUGAGAGGUUGAUUCAUGCAAAUGGAAUAGAUGAUUUUGAAUAUUGUGGACUAGCAAAGCAUCUACUACAAAGAUUAGAAGAUUUACUUCAUAUAGAUGAGGAGGAAUUGGAUGAUUUAAAACUAUCAUCUAACAUAGAGAGUCUUCAAUUCAUAAAAAACAUAAGUGAGGGAAGUUUUGGAGCGGUUUAUGAAUCAAAGUGGUUGGGAGUUUUGUGUGCAAUCAAAAAGAUGGAUGUUGCACUUAACAAGUUUUUUAAAAGAGAAGUGACCAUUUUAGCCAAUUUAUGCCACCCCAACUUGAUAACAUAUUAUUUUGCAAUGAAAGGUCAUGCAAAUGAAAGUGGUGAAUCUUCUGAGAUAGUAGUUAAAAAAGACUAUUUGUAUAUUGGCAUGGAAUUGAUGCCAAAAAAUUUAAAUGAUAUGCUGGAAAAUACAAAGCAAACAUCUUAUAUUUUUCUUAUUGAUAUUAUAUAUCAAAUUGCAAAAGGGAUGUGUUACUUGCAUGACAUGCACAUUGCACAUCGUGAUUUAAAACCUCAAAACAUUUUGGUUAAUGUCAUGGAGAUAAAAAUUAUGAAUAAGAUUAUUCAACAUGCUAUUGUGAAAGUGAUAGAUUUUGGAAUAUCUAAGAUUGAAGUUGGAAGCAAUCCAGAAACCACAAAGAAUGAAGAACCUUAUGGCAUUGUUGCAUAUAUGGCCCCUGAGGUAUUGAAAAGCAAAUUUGAAACAAUAACAAUGUGUCCUUUUGAAGCAGAUGUUUAUUCAUUUGCAAUGGUAUGCUCUAAGAUUCUUUCAAGAAAAGACCCAUUCGAUGGUGUUUAUAAGAUGGAAGCAAUAUUAGAAAGAAUUGAAAAAGGUGAAAGACCAAAGUUACCUUCAAAUUGUAAUGACUUGAUUGAGCUUAUCCAAGAGUGUUGGAUGUUGAAUCCUUUGCAUCGGCCAAAGUUUGCAAAUAUUUGUAAAAGAUUGAACUUAAUAAAGAAAAAGUUUUUAGUUGGAAUUGAAGUGGCAAAUGCACCAUAUUUUGGAGAAUCAAAUAAGAAUUGUCAUCAAAGUAGAAGAUUUCAGCUAAUACAUAAUGAAUCGCCAUUGGUAGAUUUAUCUAAAGAGGAAAUAUUUGGUAGAGCACAAUAUUUAUCACAAAUUAGAAAACUAUGUGCAAAUGAAGUGAAGGUAUUGUAUCUUGUUGGAAUCGGUGGAAUAGGCAAGACCACAAUAGCAAAGGCUACAUUGAUUAAUGUAAAAAACAUGUAUAAUGCCUCAUGCUUUGUUGAGUGCAUUGAUAGCGGAAGUGAUUGCUAUACAACUUCUUGCAAUAUCUUAGAACAAUUUCAAGUCAAAGAAAAACCAAAAGAUGCAAAAGAAGCUCAUAAAAUGUUAAAAUCAUUUUUAACAAAGAACAAAAUAAUUUUGGUGUUUGACAAUAUAAAGAAUCAAAGUCAAAUUGAAGAUGUUGUGCCUAUGGAUGACAUAUUUGCUAGCAAUGGUAGCACAUUGAUUGCAACAACUCGAGAUUCAAAUAUAAUGAAGGAUUGUGGUAAAGAGAUUUGUAAAUUAAAUAUUGAAGAACUUGAUGAAGAAACAAGUAUGAAGAUGUUUACUACUCAUUCAUGUGGCCAAGAAAGUCUACCCAUUGAACUCAUUGAGGUUGGCAAAAAAAUUGUAAGAGCUUGUAAUGGCCUACCAUUGAGUCUAAAAGUUAUGGGAGCAUUUUUAAGAGAAAAGAAAAGGUUGAGAUGUUGGGAGCGAGCUUUACAAAAGUUGAAAAGGGGAAGAAAGUUGGAUGGAGAUGAAAACAAUAGUAACUACAAGAUUUGGAAGAUAUUAAGAGUAAGCUUUGAAACUUUGAAAAUAGAAGAAAAAAAAAAUGUUUUUGGACAUAUGUUGUUUCUUUUGUAAUGAUGUUUGUCCACAAGGCAUGUCAAAAGAAAGAGCUUUGCGAAUAUGGGUCAAUAGUCAAAAACACAUAUUGGAACAUCACAUGGAAUUUACUUUAAAUACAUUGAUUUACCAAUCAUUGAUAAAAUUAGA
Physcomitrium patens is the source of this 4192-nucleotide messenger RNA. RefSeq names its product cell number regulator 6. NCBI's taxonomy places the organism in Eukaryota, Viridiplantae, Streptophyta, Bryopsida, Funariales, Funariaceae. Gene Ontology annotation, biological process: protein phosphorylation. Gene Ontology annotation, molecular function: ADP binding; protein serine/threonine kinase activity; ATP binding. The record is from RefSeq and is a predicted model, not a curated record.